Molecule: messenger RNA, 879 nt
Organism: Manihot esculenta (cassava)
Lineage: Eukaryota; Viridiplantae; Streptophyta; Magnoliopsida; Malpighiales; Euphorbiaceae
Product: DET1- and DDB1-associated protein 1
Exons: 5
Coding region: 379-579 (66 amino acids)
Biological process (GO): positive regulation of proteasomal ubiquitin-dependent protein catabolic process
Cellular component (GO): Cul4-RING E3 ubiquitin ligase complex
Source: RefSeq, a predicted model, not a curated record
AACCUGGUAAAGACUGGUUCUAGAAUCGGACGGCUCAUUCCCGAUUCCAUCUCUAUCGCUCUGCCUCUUCUGAUAUCUUUGUGUGUAGAUUUGGCCACCGAACCCCGCAUUCCAUGGGGUCUAUGCUCGGUGACUGGCCUUCCUUUGACCCUCAUAACUUUAGCCAACUUAGACCUACUGAUCCUUCCAAUCCCUCGCACACGGAUUAUGAGACAUGUAGAUUGUGAAUUCAUGAGAUGGGACAAUGUCUUUUGUGGUAAAGCUAAUAAUGUUACGGCUUUGAAAAUCAGAUCUUAGAUUGUGGGAAAUUACCUCGUUGUUAGGUCCAAGCAGCUGUAAUGAGGACUUAUCUAAAUUCAACUGCAAUUUGAAAUUAAAAUGACACCUGCUACUUAUCAUCCUACUCACAGCCGGACUCUUCCGCCCCCUGAUCAAGUGAUAACUACUGAAGCCAAAAAUAUUCUUCUGAGGAACUUCUAUGAGCGGGCGGAAGAGAAGUUGAGACCAAAGAGAGCUGCCUCUGAAAAUCUAAUACCAGAGCAUGGUUGCAAGCAGCCUAGGGCCUCUACUUCAUGCUAAGCUUUGUUUACUGCUGGAAGUCCAACAUGCCGGCUGUCAAUGUACAUACAAGUAAUGUCAUGUCAUACCAAAUAUGACAUUUUGUGGACUGUUAAGGGAUUUGCUUGCUCGUUGCUCUGAACUUUAGAGCCAUACAUGUAGAUUUGUGUGUAGAAAUCAGAUUUACAGCUGAGUAAACGAAUAACAAAGUUGGAGAUGAAUAGUCAUGCUUGAUUUUGUAUUAAGUUCUGUAUGUUUUAUCAUUCUGAUUUCUUAAUUGCAAUGAUGGUCAGAAAAGGUGGAUGUUGUCUGAACUGUCAA